This is a messenger RNA of Pocillopora verrucosa, 2277 nucleotides long. RefSeq names its product stimulated by retinoic acid gene 6 protein-like. The record is from RefSeq and is a predicted model, not a curated record. Gene Ontology annotation, cellular component: plasma membrane. Gene Ontology annotation, molecular function: retinol transmembrane transporter activity; signaling receptor activity. Gene Ontology annotation, biological process: vitamin A import into cell. Lineage: Eukaryota; Metazoa; Cnidaria; Anthozoa; Scleractinia; Pocilloporidae.
AGUUAAUCUUUAGCGUCAGCAGACAGGAAGUUUUAAUCAGUGAAGUAGAAACCUAUCGAGUUUAGAGACGCAGUCAUAAUGGCUUUAAAUGCGACAAAUGAGGAUGACUGUUUGAAGGCUCUCAACCAGCUAAGACAAUUUCAUUUUGGAUGUCUUGCUCCUGCAUUGGUUAUUAUUUUAGUUUUUUCAUUCCUGAAGCGACGCACCAAGCUUAAAUUGGAGCUAUGGGAUGGGCGCCCUGGACUAUUGAUACCGAUGAAUUUUCUUGGUGGUCUCAGUAACAGGUGGACUAUUGCUGUUACGUUUGGAGCCACAGGUAGCACUCUUAUAACCAUGGCAUUGGGUGGAAGCGGCAGUAUCUCGAUUGUCCCAUCUGAAUCUCCCUGGAUAAAAAUUAUUGACGUUUUGUUGGCCGUCCUCCUUUGUACAAUACUAUUCUAUCCAUAUUUUGUCUGCCUCACAACUGAAUACAAGUUCGUUGGUUCUAUCCUUGGCUUUCUUUAUGGUGUGUUGAGGUUUUCUUUCCAACUUGCUACACAGAUACGUUGCCACGUUGCGUAUAAGAAAACAGGAUCCUAUGGAAUAAUGUUUCUUAUUUAUAACCUGCCUACAACACUGUGCCUUAUCUUUAUAACAGCGCGAUUUGCUUUCCUUAUUGUUCGACGAGUUAGACAGAUGUGGUCUGUAUCUUCUACAGAGUCAGCUGGAAAGGACUCCUGCUCCCGCUCACUGGCUCAUGAUGCUGACGUUGUUCACGUGAAGUUCAUUUUAGGCCAAAAACUUCUAAUAUACCCGGACAAGACAGAGUGGUAUUGGAAGGUCUUCUACUUUUUUUAUACACCAAGACAAGAUUUCAAGUUCUCCACUCAGUUGAUAUCAACAGUGUUUCUCGUCGGGAUAGUUAUCUUUGAAGUGUUAGUGUUUUCGCUGACGAGGUUUGAAGAUGUUAUGGGCACUUUUAGGAGUUUCGGUUGGAGUUUUCCUACUCUGAGGGGUUGUCUUUACGGAUCGUACAUUUUCGCAGCUCUGAUUUAUGUCAUAACAACACUUCAUUUCAUGAAGUGCCACAGGGACCACAUGCUCCAGCUUUACCGUGGAGAUAGAGGCCUAAUGCAAAAUGUUUGCCUCUCACCGGCCUCUUUUGUGGGGAGAAGUUUGAGUUAUACUGGAUACCAAAUCGCCUAUUCCGUGAUCGGUUUUGUUGUGUUGUCAUAUUUGGGCUUCCUUCUUUCUCUCAUUCUAAGCUUACCAAUUCAUUACAAGAUAAUACGCGAUUCGAUUUUAUCAAUUGCAAAGGGACUUGUACCAUCGAUAGUGCUGGCUGUCAUAUUACGAGUGUUCCAGCGCGUGUUCCUAUCUCGAUAUGUCUUUCGUGACAGAGAAUACCCAAAUUUCUCAGUCGUGAUUGACAACAGACGACUGUUCUCUAUCAUGUCGUAUGCGUUCGUGUUCCUCAACACCAUUGUUGGAGUCCUGUCAGGUCUUCUUCGCAUAGCUAAAGCUAUGAUUCUCGGGCUUUUCUUCUUCUCGCGUCUCGACCGAACUGUUUUAAUGCCAGGAUUUCAGAGAUGGGACAAAGGUUUUGUUGCGUAUCUUGGAUUUCUUCAUGUGUUGGUAGCCCACAGACACCCUGUUGUGUUAAUGUUCUGCCAAUUGCUCAUUGAAAGCAACAAGGCGACAACUUCGGAGGAGAAGCGGCAUUCCAGCAUUUCUGUGCAGCCAAACAACGCUGAGGAGCCAAAGCAAGUCACUGGAUUCAAACGCGAAAUCCGCCACCCACGCCUGGCACAGAGGGUAGUCAAUCGCUGGCUUCUGGCUGUAACUCUUCUCCGUAAUCCCACGCUAAUACAGUAUCGUCACCAUUCCUUUUCGGUACCUAUUGAACAAAGUGAGGUCGAUACGUCUUCAGUUGCAGUUUUAGUCGAUUCUAUGGUCUAAUAUUCACGUUUAGCUCAUAGCACAUAAAUAAUUUAAGGAUUAAAUGAGGGGCAUUGUAAUAGCUAAGUGCUGUAAGGUAUAUAGCUGUUUCGAGAAAGUUUAUCAGAAAAAAAGUGGACAAAACUGCACGCGACCGUCGCUCGUAAUAAGUGAAAGAAAAUAAAUUAGUAAAUCAAACUCUCUGCACCUCGUCCGUACACUGACGUUUCUCAGAUUUCCCUUGCAUCCUGAGUUCUAGGUGCCGUGACCUAAAAACUAUCCACAAUACCUUUAGUGGUUGCAUUGUCGUGUGCAUGUUUACGCUUUUUAUCCGACCACCUCUCUCGAAACAGCUGUAUA